AUGGAUAUGGAUAGUGAUCCAGAUCCAGCAAUGCCACCGACUGGGACACUUACGCAUCCCAUAAGCAUUUCAAGUGGUUCAUCUUUUGCAGGAUCGCCAUACCAAGGCCCCGAUUCAUGGGCCGAAAGGUGGAACAGCUACAAGUGGGAAUACACCCUUUCUUUUCAUAACUCUCCACCACAUCCUCCAAUGGAGGAACCACACUUUCAGGCGGUAACUCCACCACCAUUGCCAGUUGAGGAACCACCUCAGCAACCACCACAACCACCUCCUGAGCCACCAAGGCAGAGGAGGAACGCACGGAUGUCCGUGCGAGGGGGACCGAGAUUCAGUUCCCCACAAGCUUCAAGUACUUACCCUCCAAUCCCCAAAGAUCCACAAAUGGGUGGACCUUCUCACGUGGUGCCGGAAAUUGAUCCCCCGCCAGUUACCUUUGCACCACCGCCACCGCCAAUGGGUUAUGAAAACCCAAUACCUACUUACCCAGGUUCGUCUGGGUUUAACCCAUUUGUGUAUCAAGCUCCUACUGGUUAUGAAUAUCAAGCUCCUGCCCAUGAUCCAUAUCUUGAGGCAUCUCACUUUAAUGCUCUUUAUCCCUCACCGUUUCCACCAGCAUACCCAACUGGGUAUCCCGUACAAGAGUAUCGAUACGCUUCUUAUCAGCAGCAACCUCAACCUCCACCUCAACAACCGCAAACGCAAUAA
Molecule: messenger RNA, 705 nt
Organism: Helianthus annuus (common sunflower)
Lineage: Eukaryota; Viridiplantae; Streptophyta; Magnoliopsida; Asterales; Asteraceae
Product: leucine-rich repeat extensin-like protein 2
Exons: 1
Coding region: 1-705 (234 amino acids)
Source: RefSeq, a predicted model, not a curated record